AUGCGCUGUUUACUGUUUCUACGCCGACUGCUUGACAAAGGCUGCCACCAUCACAGGGACCACGACCAAAAGGACCCCAGCGCCGCUAUUCUCCAGCUUUCGCUAGAUAUUCUCUCACUUAUUACCGAUAAUCUGGCUUUACAUGAUAAAUUCCUCCUUUCACACACCUGUAAAGCACUUCGGCAAGUUACAUUUCAAAACUGGGAUUUUGUGCUCUCACGGCUCUCCUUUGAAGAUCAGAGUGGGUUUUGGGUGGGGCUGGCCUACACUUUACCAAAUCGCUGGGCCUGUCUGAAAUGCUGCAAACUGCAUCAUAUUGACACCUCAGAUGUGCCAGCGGCCUUCCAGACUGUAAGGUAUAGGGGUAUCCCUUGCAGCAUUAAACAUUCUCGAGGAAUUGAAGUCGAAGUGUAUUCUAUGCAGCACUACCACAUACAGUUUGCACUUAAGCUCUCUCGCCUAGGCAAGGUACAUCAGCGAUACCUUGCGGCACUGAUGGAUACUUAUACGCGUACUGGGAUAUCAUUCAUACCGCCACUUGCAGAUUCCUAUACCGCAGAGCCCAGAAUUAUCAAUAAGCGGUUUAUCCUACUUGAAGAGUGGAAUAUCAGGAAUAAUACGAGUACUGCUUUGCCACUCUUCCCAGACAAAUCACGUUUACCUCUCCCAGUCUGCCCUCACAUGCGUAUGCUAUUUGGUGGACCCGCGAGGUCUCGCAGUUGGAAGCAAUCGUCUAUCCAUAGGAUGGUACAUAUGUCUAAUAACAAUAAUAUGCGGCAGCUUGAGGAAUUCGUCCUGCUCAAAGAAGUUACUUUGCUUGAGGAUGGUAUUGCAUUAGCUUACGAAUCCCCAGGCCAGUGGAUAUUUAAUUCUUGCCUGCACUGCCCUACAGAUUUCGCGAUCAUGAUUUCUACGGAUGAGCGAGAGGCGACGAUCCGGGCUUGGCACGACUUUGGGAUAGAAGGGUCACCAAUAGAUAUUAGUUGGAAGGCACAUGUGGCAGAUAAAAAUAGACAUUGGCUUGACGUAGGUCCCUAUGUGGAUUAUAGUCAUGGUAGUAUCCGGGAGUUAUGGUCAGAGGGAAUCUCUCAUCGGACCAGGACUAGUCAAGGAAAGCUGCGGAGCGUCUUCACGAAGCUGAUAGAAAGUCUGAGCGAAGUAUAG
Trichoderma virens Gv29-8 is the source of this 1164-nucleotide messenger RNA. RefSeq lists its product as uncharacterized. Lineage: Eukaryota; Fungi; Ascomycota; Sordariomycetes; Hypocreales; Hypocreaceae. The record is from RefSeq and is a predicted model, not a curated record. Bases 1 to 1164 code for a protein of 387 amino acids. The transcript has a single exon.